Molecule: messenger RNA, 2022 nt
Organism: Penaeus indicus
Lineage: Eukaryota; Metazoa; Arthropoda; Malacostraca; Decapoda; Penaeidae
Product: DNA polymerase beta-like
Exons: 8
Coding region: 236-1237 (333 amino acids)
Biological process (GO): base-excision repair; double-strand break repair via nonhomologous end joining
Molecular function (GO): DNA-directed DNA polymerase activity; DNA binding
Source: RefSeq, a predicted model, not a curated record
CGCGUCCAGACAAGUCGCCGACACGUUCGUCUCCGCAAAUAAUACACAUAACAAGAUUAAAAAUAACAAGGAGCGACUAAGGACAUGAAAUCGGGGGAAAGCUCGCUGAUUUGACAAGUUCCGUCCUGCUAGUUCUUCACUCCUGUUCUGGGUGUUCUCCUGCUCCCUCGCCAGUCCUGUUCUGCUUGUUCUGUGGUCUUGGUCUCCUGGUUUCAAUCAACUCACCUUCCUGAAGAUGAGCAGCAAGAGAAAAGGUUACGAGAGCACACAGAAGCCCAAUGGAGACCUAUGCGAAUUUUUGCUCGAACUGGCAGACUAUGAGCGGAAUGUAAAUCGCAACAUUCACAAAUACAAUGCUUAUCGGAACGCUGCAGCUGCCCUAGGGGAGUAUCCCACGCGUGUUAAAGACGGCAAUGAGGCCAAAAAGAUCAAAGGCAUCGGCACGAAGAUUGCAGACAAGAUUGAAGAGUUUCUGAAUACGGGGAAAUUGACGAAACUGGAGAAGAUUCGUGCGAGCGAGACCAACGUCGCCAUCAACCUUCUCAAUCGCGUGACGGGCAUCGGACCAGCCAAAGCGCGGGAGCUCGUCAACGAAGGAAUUCUUAACCUGGAAGACCUCAGGAAAAACCAAGACAAACUGAAUCACCAUCAGAUCAUCGGACUGAAGUACUUUGAUGAUUUUGAAAAGCAGAUUCCAAGAGAAGAAAUUGAGAGAAUUGAGGAUGAGGUAAGAAAGCAAAUCAACGAGAUCGACUCGAAGUUCAUCAUUACAAUCUGCGGGAGUUAUCGCCGAGGUGCCAAGAGCAGCGGGGACGUGGACGUUCUGCUGACCCACCCUGCCUACACCUCGGACACGGAGAAACGGCCGGAUCUGCUGAAGAAAGUCGUGAAUCAGCUUAAGGAGGGCCAGUUGAUCACUGAUACCUUGUCAUUAGGAGAUAUCAAGUUUAUGGGAGUGUGUCAGCUGGAGGAGGACCUUCCCCACCGGCGUCUCGACAUUCGAUUGUUGCCGCACGACCAGUACUUCUGCGGUAUUCUGUACUUUACGGGCUCGGACAUCUUCAACAAGAACAUGCGGGCACAUGCGCUAGAGCAGGGAUUCACGCUGAACGAGUACUGCAUUAGACCCAUAGGCAGCACAGGUGUUGCUGGAGAGCCCUUGCCGGUGUCGAGCGAACGAGACAUAUUCGACUACAUAGACUAUGAGUACAAGGAACCCCAUGAAAGAAAUGUGUAGCAUGGGGUAGAAGCCGGAUAUUUGCGAAGGUGUAUACUUCUCUUAGACGUGUCGUGGGUUGAUUAUUUGCGGUAGAAAUGUUUUCGUGAUCUUUCCGAUGACCUCACAGUUUUCUUUUCAGUACAAAAAGUUGUUUUAAUUCAACUUUCAGGAAAAUUGUAUGAUUAGAGAUUAGAUAUUUGUUUAAUGCCUGUACUGUAUUUAUUUUUUUAACAAGAUAUUUAUUUAUUUAUUUAUUUAUUUAUUUAUUUAUUUUUAUUUAUUUUUAUUUUAUUUUUUAUUAUUAUUAUUUUUUUAGGAUAACCUUCUGAUUAGAUUUUAGAUGUGCUUUAGUACUUUUUUUUUUAAGAUUAUUUAUUUAUUUUUAUUUAUUUUUAUUUUAUUUUUUUAUUAUUAUUAUUUUUUUAGGAUAACCUUCUGAUUAGAUUUUAGAUGUGGUUUAGUACUUUUUUUUUUUUUUUAAGGAUUGUGUAUUUUUUAAAUAAAGUUGUAGGAAACAUAUCGUAUUUGAUGACAUAAGACAAAAAACAAAGAAAACAGAAAAAAAACGACACUAGGUCUUAUAUAUAUAUACAAAGGUGUGUACACUUUUUAUCCUCUGAUACUCUGUCAGAGUAUUUUAUAUGCAAUCAAAUAUUGUAAGUCAGAAAUGGGAUGCCUUAGAUGUAAAUGUAAUCCAGUUUUCUGAAGUUUAUCCUAAUAAUGAUAAAGAUUUUGGUCAAAGAGGGAGUAACUGUUGGCAUUUUGUUAGAUACUGUUUGGAAAAUAAAGGAAACACACAUUCA